UUGCUUACUUUUUGCUCUGAGUGUACUUUGGGUGACGAUUGUAUGAUAUGUUCUACCAAUUUACAGUUAUUAUGAAAUUCCUCAAAUUUUAUUACUGCCUUGGUUUCAUUUGUAAACAAAUCCGAAAAUUCGGUGGAGGCACGCAUAUUAAAUUAAUGAUAUAAAUUAAAUGUCGCAUUCAUUUUGGUUUUUGCAUGACGGAUGUUAAUUUUAAUUCAAUUCUUUUUGCAAUUUUUUUCCCAAAGUGGUUUUGGGAAAACAAUUGGUCCACGAGUUUGCAAGAAAGAAAGCCCGAAGAGUAAAAUUUUAGUCUUGGUUAUUAGUAUAUAAUUGGUCUUAAUAAAAAAAAUGGCUGAACUAAACUUAAUUGAUUCACACUAACAGAUUAUAAUUAAAUGUGAAAUACUUGAUUUGAAAAUUUCCAUUUCGUAUUUUUGUUAAUAUUUGAUACCUAAAACUAGUCGUAAGUAGUGUUAACUAAACAAUUAAAAGAAGAAAAACCGAGACUUAUUCGUUAACCUCUUUGACAGUACUCAUUUGUUAAUAAAAUUUCACUUCUAAACGAUUUUGAUUUGAUUAUUAACUUUGAUUAUUAUUAUUAUUAAUUAUACCCGAUAGCAACCGAUUAACAUUUUCCACGAGUUUGCAAUAUUCGAGUUUUUGACGAAAAACACGAAAAUCCACUUUUUAGAAUUGGUCGGUACAGGGAAAAUUCACAAAUUUUAGGAAAAGAGAAAAGUAUCGAAAAAAAUUUGUGUAUUUCGUAGUCAACGGAAAAAUAAAAUACGACACAAAUUUACGUAUGUCGCCGUGAACGGAAAAUACAAUAAUAACACAAAAAAUGUGUACACUUCGUCGUCAAGGUGUUAAAGCUCCACAUUCCAAAAUCCAUAAAAAUCGAUAAAAAAAUAGACCCCCAAAUCCAGCUCACGUAUCGGCCCCGAAUCUAUAGUUCCGCUAGUGAUACAUAUGCAUAAUGUGAAGUUGGAAGUUGCACUACCCACACUGCUCCAAUUAUCACGAAGUCACGACCCCGACUCAUUUAAUUUUGUAAAAUUUAGCAGAUUUUCCCGACCACCAUUUUGGCACGACCGGGUCCACGUCAGCACCCACCACAAUUACAUUGCAAAAUACCAAGCUUCCCCUUAUUGGAGUUGAAUAUCACGAAAAUGAAUUUCAUUAUUAUUAUUAUUAUUAAACAUAAUAUUUAAUUUUCAAAAAAAAUUCGCAUAUUUUCGUGAACCAUUUUUGCAUAAUUAAUAAAUAUAUACACCCAAAUCAAUGACUAAUACAGAUUACGUCGCAAUAAGUGACGUCAAGUUGUACAUUUGUUGUAAUUAUUUAUAUACGCGGAGCAUCCUGUGUAGAUUAAAUCCAGGUAAACGAAACAGUAUACAAAUUGGCGUUGUUAUCAGGGCAUAAAUGAGAACAACCAAAAAAAUUAUCUCUCUACGCCACGAUUACAUUUAUUGAUACACAGUAUAUGAAAUAUACAUGUAUGAUGAAUCCUCGUAGUGUGAAUAAUUACCAGACAUCCAGCUCACCCAAAUCUACACAAAACUUAGCGUAAAGGAUUUAUCACAACUGUUUCACAGCCAAAAUAGUUCGAAAGUACGCCUAAAUCGUCCACCGUCAGUUAAAAAUUUGUUGAAUAAUUGGAAAUAAAUAAGUUUCUGGAAUUUUGUGACGACAUGGAAAUGGUCUCUUACAAACCUAGUGGAGAAAUGUAUAUGGUUGAAAACGAUCCAAGGAUCUCAAAUCCAUCUUCCACACCUCCUAAAAGUUAUCAGGUAGAUGUGAACACUUUGGAAGACAGCUUUGUCUUCUCCACGGCCUCAAUUCGUCAAGGAUUCGUCCGAAAAGUGUUUUCCAUUCUCCUACUCCAAAUCGUGACGACUUUUGGGGUGGUUACGCUAGUGACGUUUUCAGACAGUGUCAGAGAUGCGCUACGUAAUUUGACAUUUAUUUACGUAUCAAUCCCUUUGGUGAUUUUGGACCUUUGCUUGAUCAUCUUCAUCCUGGUGAAGCCAGAGCGGAUGAAAACCACUCCGAUAAAUUAUAUCGGAUUAGUGGUCGUGACCAUGGCAACUACGUUUCCGAUAGGGGUGGGAACGUCUUAUGUGGAGAUAAAAUACGCCGUACUCUUCCCGACCGGACUCAUCGUGACUAGCACGUUGUCAGUGCUCCUAUUUUGUCUACAAUCUCGGAAAGAAUUGUCCUUCUUGUCUGGUUUCCUGAUCUCCACGCUAUCCCUCGUACUAACUGCGGUCCUUCUUUUCUUCGCUUUUCGUGUAGAAAAUGAGAGAGAAAUGGGUACCAUCCUAGGUGUUGCGGUCGUAAUGACGAUACUUUUGGAAAUGUUGUGGAUCGGUCUAAUUCGUGGAAUUAUAUUUGGGGAUAAAAAUAGAUAUGGGACACGAUGUUCCGAAGAAGAUUACAUUUUGGCCGCAGUGCUGCUUUAUGUGGUGGUAAUUUUAAUCUUUUUGGUUAUCCUGCUCAUUGUCCUGCUCAUUGUGGGGUCAGGAAAAGGUGGUUCGAAUACUUGUGCUGGUUGUGGGAGUUGUGGAUGUCAUGGGGGUUGCGGGUUGUGGACUUGCCCGAUGUUUGGGAGAACGAGAGCGUAUAACGAACAACGACGGGAGGAGGGUUGCGUGCCGGGUGAGAAUGGAGGUGUUUCAUAAAUAAAAUUUGCUUAUUUAUUGUACUAGUCUUUAGAGCCCGGUUAGUGGGGGCUGUCUAAUAAACAAAAUAAUAAAAAUGCGA
Folsomia candida is the source of this 2763-nucleotide messenger RNA. RefSeq lists its product as uncharacterized. Gene Ontology annotation, cellular component: membrane. The record is from RefSeq and is a predicted model, not a curated record. The coding region runs from base 1692 to 2681 and encodes 329 amino acids. The transcript has 3 exons. NCBI's taxonomy places the organism in Eukaryota, Metazoa, Arthropoda, Collembola, Entomobryomorpha, Isotomidae.